UCCAAUCUAAACAUUAUUCAAAUCGUGCCUUGCUUCACAAGAAGGGCUCCUAAGCAGAGUAUAAAAUAAAAUUCAGCCAAAAAAUUUUCAGUCUGCUCUCUAAUUCCUUCUCUAAUUAAGCAAUUUUUUGAGCUCUUAUAAUCGAAUCGAAAAUGUUCCUCACAAGGACUGAGUAUGAUAGAGGAGUUAACACUUUCUCUCCAGAAGGCCGAUUGUUUCAAGUUGAAUAUGCCAUUGAAGCCAUCAAGUUGGGUUCCACUGCGAUUGCCGUAAAAACUAAGGAAGGGGUGAUUCUUGCUGUCGAGAAGCGCAUUACCUCUCCACUUUUGGAGCCUAGUAGCGUGGAGAAGAUUAUGGAGAUAGAUGAGCAUAUUGGCUGUGCUAUGAGUGGUUUAAUUGCUGAUGCCCGAACACUGGUUGAACAUGCUCGAGUUGAAACUCAGAAUCAUAGGUUCUCUUAUGGUGAGCCCAUGACAGUGGAGUCAACCACACAAGCUCUCUGUGAUCUUGCCCUGCGAUUUGGUGAAGGAGAUGAAGAGUCAAUGUCUAGACCAUUUGGUGUAUCUCUUCUUAUCGCUGGUCAUGACGAGAAUGGUCCCUGCUUAUACUAUACUGAUCCUUCUGGCACAUUCUGGCAAUGCAAUGCAAAAGCCAUCGGUUCAGGUUCUGAAGGUGCUGAUAGCUCUUUGCAAGAGCAGUAUAACAAGGAUCUAACUCUUAAAGAAGCGGAGACCAUAGCACUUUCCAUUUUGAAGCAAGUUAUGGAAGAAAAGGUUACCCCCAAUAACGUUGAUAUUGCGAGUGUGGCCCCAAGAUAUCAUCUGUACACCCCAUCUGAUGUCGAAACUGUUAUCAAUCGCCUAUGAGAAGGGCAUCUAGCAGUUCCCAUUAUGGCUUCAUGCGUAAUGCAAAUCUCAAAUUUCUCUUCCAAUUUAAACUGUCUGUUGAAAUACUUCAUUUGGUGAAUGUGCUUGCUUAUACUUCAUGGUUAUGGGUUUUAAUUUGGGCCUAUUCUUUUCUCGAAGGCUUGCAAAUUUAGUUCUUGCUUAUGUUUGGGGCCCAUUUGUUUCUCAUUAAUUGAAGAAUGAAAAUGAAAAAUAUGAUCG
Olea europaea var. sylvestris is the source of this 1106-nucleotide messenger RNA. Its product is annotated as proteasome subunit alpha type-5. Bases 153 to 866 code for a protein of 237 amino acids. Lineage: Eukaryota; Viridiplantae; Streptophyta; Magnoliopsida; Lamiales; Oleaceae. The record is from RefSeq and is a predicted model, not a curated record. The transcript has 10 exons. Gene Ontology annotation, cellular component: proteasome core complex, alpha-subunit complex; proteasome core complex; nucleus. Gene Ontology annotation, biological process: proteasome-mediated ubiquitin-dependent protein catabolic process.